Messenger RNA from Cannabis sativa, 3180 nucleotides. RefSeq names its product putative RNA polymerase II subunit B1 CTD phosphatase RPAP2 homolog. Gene Ontology annotation, cellular component: cytoplasm; nucleus. Gene Ontology annotation, molecular function: RNA polymerase core enzyme binding; RNA polymerase II CTD heptapeptide repeat phosphatase activity. Lineage: Eukaryota; Viridiplantae; Streptophyta; Magnoliopsida; Rosales; Cannabaceae. The record is from RefSeq and is a predicted model, not a curated record. The transcript has 7 exons. The coding region runs from base 118 to 2238 and encodes 706 amino acids.
AUGAAUCAUUGUUGCACCAAAUAGAAGAUAUGGUCUUAUAAAAUUAGAGUAAUCAUCUUCAAAAAUCUCAGUGAGACAACCCAACACAACCAACCCUAUUGCUCUAAACCCUCUGCAAUGGCGAAAAACCAACCUCCACUUUCUGUCAAAGACGCCGUCUACAGAAUCCAACUCUCCCUUCUCCAAGGCGUUGCCAAUGAGAACCAGCUUUCCACUGCUGGCUCCGUCAUCUCCCGCUCCGACUACAACGACGUCGUUACCGAGCGAGCUCUCGCUAACCUCUGCGGUAACCCUCUUUGCUCCAAACCCCUUCCUUCCGAUCGACCUCGUAAGAGUCGUUACCGUAUCUCACUCAAGGAGCACAAGGUCUAUGAUCUCCAGGAGACUUAUAUGUAUUGCUCCUCCGAUUGUGUGGUCAAUAGCGGUACCUUUGGUAGGAGUUUGAACGAAGAAAGGUGUUCGAUUUUGGAUUCUUCCAAGAUUGAUGCGGUUUUGGCGUUGAUUGGGGAUUCGAGUUCGAAAAAUGAAGUGGGUUUAGGUAAAGAUGGGGAUUUGGGUUUUUCUAAGCUAACGAUUAAGGAGAAUACAGAAACCCACGAUGGGAAAUUGAAUUUGGAGGAUUGGGCUGGUCCUUCUAAUGCGAUUGAAGGUUAUGUACCGCAGAGAGAACGGAAUUUCAAGUCGGUGGGUUCGAAAAUUUCCAAGAAAGGGUCUAAAGCUAAAAAUCCGGUUCUUAUCAAUGACAUGGAGUUCUCGAGUACUCUUUUCACAGAAGUUGAAUAUACCGUGUCCAAAACACCAUUGAGCUCAAAAAAUACCGGUUUUGAUAUUCAACUAAAAGAACCACAAGAAAAGUUGGGGAAGAAGACUGAAAAUCAGUUUACUUUAUUGGACACAUCGUUUAAUCCCAUGAGCAGUGAUUUAGAAACGAAAACCAAACAAAUGGAAGUGGGGAGUUGUAAAGCUGUUUCAAGAGAUGAGCUUGGUAUUCAGGAGAUGCCUUCAACUUCAGCGUCUUCCCAACUUGGCUCGCAUUCAAGCUCUGAAAAAGUAGGAGAGGUAUCUCAUAAAGUGACUGGAGCUACUCUUAAAUCGUCUCUAAAAGCUUCUCGGAAAAACAAACUUAGUCGCUCUGUUACAUGGGCUGAUGAGAAAUCUGAUAGCUGCGGGAAAAGUAAUCUUUGCGAGGUUAGAGAAAUUGAAGAUAAAAAAGAAGCUACUUCUAUAUUAGGCAAGAAAGGCAAAGUUCCUCUUAAACCUUCGGGGUCACUGAAAGCUGGUACCUCCAUGUCUUGGGCUGGUGAAAAUUGUGAUACCAAAGUGUGUAAAGAUGCUUAUGAGGUUAGAGAAAUAAAAGAUUUGAAUCAAACUUCUGAUAUGCUUAGUAUGGACAUUGGAGAUGGUGACGUGUUGCGCCUUGCAUCAGCAGAGGCUUGUGUAAAUGCAUUGAAUGAGGCAUCAGAAGCUGUUUCCGCUGGAGAAUUUGAAGUCAGUGAUGCAAUGUCUGAAGCUGGAAUUAUUAUAUUACCUCAUCCAGAGGAUGCAAAUGGAGGAGUGUCUUUGGAGGACAAAGAUACAUCUGAACCAGAAAAAGCUCCUUCGAAAUGGCCAAAAAAACCCGUAAAUCAGCAUUCUGAUGUGUUUAAUCGCGAGGAUUCUUGGUUUGAUACGCCACCUGAGGGGUUUAGUUUAACAUUAUCACAUUUUGCACAAAUGUGGAAUGCACUAUUUACAUGGACGACAUCAUCCACUUUGGCUUAUAUAUAUGGAAGGGACGAAAGUGUUCAUGAGGAGUAUUUAUCAGUUAACGGAAAGGAGUAUCCUCAAAAGAUUGCCUUAGGAGAUGGUCGUUCUUCUGAAAUCAAGCAAACUCUUGCUGGUUCUCUUGCUCGAGCCUUACCUGGACUUGUUGCUGACCUCAGGCUGCCAGUUCCAGUGUCUAGUUUGGAGCAAGGAAUGGGGCGUUUAUUGGAAACAAUGUCUUUUGUUGAUGCACUGCCACCAUUCAGAAUAAAGCAAUGGCAAGUAAUUGUCCUUCUCCUCAUUGAGGCUCUCUCUGUCUUUAGACUUCCUGCACUUACACCACACAUGACAAAUCAAAGGGUGUUGUUCCAUAAGGUACUGGAUGGUGCCCAAAUUAGUGCUGCAGAGUACGAGAUUAUGAAGGAUUUGAUGCUACCGCUUGGCGGAACUCCCCAUUUCUCAGAUCAGAACGGGGUGCUUAACGAAAGAACUUAGCCCAUCUUCAUGAACUCCACAACUCCCAAAAUCAUUUCUGGUAACUUCUGGUUUUGGGUUUUUAUAAGAUAAUCUUGGAAGUAAAUAUGGAAGAUUUUGCUGCUGAAAAAAUUGGGCAGAUUUUUUUAUACUUGUAAACUGAAGAUAGUUUACAACUACAGAACUACCCUAGUGAGGUCUCAUAGAGAUUUCAUGCAAGUGCCAUGUGACAUCUUUGUAUGAAAUUUUGGCUGUGAAUAUUUGACUUUGUUAUGAUGAUGUUGCUCAAACCUUCAUGAAUCAUGACUAGGAGCUUUGUUGGGUAUCAUCUUUAAAAAAGAAAAAAAAGGAACCCUUCAAAUGUGUGUGGGACCCUAAGUCAAGUGCCUCAUGGUCCAAUCAUGGCAGUUGUUUGAUGAGACCUUCAUACCUUCUCUACUAAAAAGGAUUAUUCGUUCAAACCUUUAUUUAAUUGAAGUGGGGUUGGAUUUCAUUGCCCUCAAUUGAUAGACCACCUGCCUUCUUAUUUUUGUUUUUAUAAUAUUUAAUUUUAUUAUUAUUAUUUUUUUUCUUCUUUGUCUGUUUGGUUAAAGACAUUAGGAUUGGUUUAAUAUGGUCUGUACUUGUCCUGUGUCUGGUUUGGUUUGGUCUCACUUCUUAAUGAGUCAGCCGAAGCCUAUAACCACACCAUUGACUAUGUGAGGCUAUGACUUUAGUAGGGAUUGGGAUUUUGGACCAUCAAUCACAUGUAUUAUUCAUUCAGGGGUAGAAUCGUAAUUCCACUGCUCCUCUUAAUUGGCCAUUAAGCUGCCACCAAAUGUCACUCAUAAAAAUAUUACAACUCAUUCAUUUGUCAAUUUCUUUAACCCAUUUUUCUUUGUGCAGGAAAUUAUUUAAGCUGGAUGUUAAUCAUCUUAUAGUCUCCCUUUCAAAAUAAAUAAAUAAAAGAAAUCAUGUUAUAUA